Messenger RNA from Colletotrichum higginsianum IMI 349063, 1449 nucleotides. Its product is annotated as Chitin recognition protein. Gene Ontology annotation, molecular function: chitinase activity; chitin binding. Bases 1 to 1449 code for a protein of 482 amino acids. Gene Ontology annotation, biological process: carbohydrate metabolic process. Gene Ontology annotation, cellular component: extracellular region. The record is from RefSeq and is a predicted model, not a curated record. NCBI's taxonomy places the organism in Eukaryota, Fungi, Ascomycota, Sordariomycetes, Glomerellales, Glomerellaceae. The transcript is spliced from 4 exons.
AUGGGACUCUGCCUCCCAUUGGCCUUCCUCGGCAUUGUGGCCUUGGUUUUCGCCGCCUUCGACCCAACAUCGAAGAACAAUGUCGUGGUCUACUACGGACAAGGUCCGAACCAGGGUGACCUGAUCGAUCACUGCCAGCAGCCCGAAGUCGAUGUCAUCGUCCUCUCCUUCGUGCAUCUCUUCCCAGCUCAGGCGAACGGCUACCCCGGCACGAACUUUGGAAAUCGAUGCGGCGGUCAGGUGUAUCCGGGCCCCGGAUUCAAUGGCGUCAACGACCCGUCAAGGAACCAGCUGCAGUCCCACUGCCCGAGUCUGAAUGCCCAGAUCCCUGUGUGUCAGCAGCAGUACGGCAAGAAGAUCCUCCUGUCCCUCGGAGGCGGUGUCACGGCCUACCAACUCACAGGCCAAAACGAAGGCGAGCUGUUGGCGACGUAUCUGUGGAAGAUGUUUGGUCCCAGAGACCCAAGCUGGACCGGGCCCCGCCCUUUCGAUAACAACGGGCAGGCUGUUGAGGUUGACGGGUUUGACAUGGACAUUGAGCAUCCGUCAACAGACAACUCCGUUGGCUACAUUGCUCUUGUCACUCUGUUGAGAACCUUCUAUGCUUCGGCAUCGAAGCAAUACUACCUGACGGGCGCUCCCCAAUGCGUGGUCCCAGACGCCAGCAUGGCAGCCAUGAUCUCUGCCGCUAAGUUCGACAUGAUCUUUGUUCAGUUCUACAACACCCCGAGCUGCUCAGCAGCCACUUGGGCCUCGAGCAACCCGUCAUAUGUUCCUGGACAAGCGUUUCAAGCGGCCGGUUUUACUUAUGAUGCCUGGGUUCAGUGGCUGUCCAACACACCUAGCCGAGAUGCAAAGGUGUUCAUUACCUUGCCUGGCUCUCCUGACGCAGCCAACCCGGGAAACUACAUCAACCAUGAGCAAGCCAGAAAUAUCAUUAGCGCCUACUACUGCCGGCCGUCGUUCGGCGGCGUUGCUGUUUGGGAAGCGACUCGAGGGGCCAGUAACCCGUACAACGGCAAAUCUUUCCAGGCAACCAUGAAGGCCCCGACGACACCGGCACCGUCAUCUGUACCGCCGACCCAACCAACAAUUCCGCCGAAUCCCACUCCCAAUCCCAAUCCCAAUCCCAAUCCUGGCCAGCCUGGUGCAUGUGGAGCGGGCGUGGGAUCCUGCGGCAGUGGGUUUUGCUGCAGCGAAUACGGCUAUUGCGGGACAACGAGUGCAUACUGCGGCACUGGAUGUCAGCCCGGUUUCGGCACAUGCAGCGCCGGAGGCGGAGGUGGAGACCCGGGACUUCCGGUCUCGACGGAUGGAUCAUGUGGCGCUGGGAAAGCCACUUGCCGAGGCAAUGGCAACCAUCAGUGCUGUAGCAAGUACGGGUUCUGCGGAAACUCCGAUUUGUACUGCGGUGCCGGUUGUCAGCCUGGCUUUGGUAUAUGCAGCUGA